Messenger RNA from Thrips palmi, 1209 nucleotides. Its product is annotated as homeobox protein OTX-like. The transcript is spliced from 6 exons. The record is from RefSeq and is a predicted model, not a curated record. Gene Ontology annotation, biological process: regulation of DNA-templated transcription. Gene Ontology annotation, molecular function: sequence-specific double-stranded DNA binding; DNA-binding transcription factor activity, RNA polymerase II-specific. Bases 1 to 1209 code for a protein of 402 amino acids. NCBI's taxonomy places the organism in Eukaryota, Metazoa, Arthropoda, Insecta, Thysanoptera, Thripidae.
AUGUACGGAGGGCUGGGGCUGCCCGCGCUGCGCGGGUUGCCCGCCCUGCCCGGGGCGCCGGGACCCCCCGGUCCUCCGGGCCACCCCAUGUCGCAGCUGUUCCACGCGUCCCAGUUCCGCUUCCCCGUCAACCUGGGCGCCUUCGGCUUCCCGCCGGCACUGCUCGCCCCGCAGGGCAUCCGCUUCGGACACCUCGCGGGGUCGCCGCUGCCGCCGCCCGCCGGGGCGCCGGGCCAGGGGCCGUCGUCGGCUAGCCCGCCCAUGCCGCCGUCGUCCGCCGUGCCGCUGGACCGGAGGCCGGCGUGGACGCGGGACCACCGCGCCGCCAUGGAGGACGCCGAGCACGCCGACAAGGCCGGCGACGCAGACGGCGAGGACGAGGCGGCCAAGCGGCGGCGCUCGCGGACCAACUUCAACAGCUGGCAGCUGGAGGAGCUGGAGCGGGCCUUCCUGGCCAGCCACUACCCCGACGUGUUCAUGAGGGAGGCGCUGGCGCUGCGGCUCGACCUCAAGGAGUCCAGGGUGGCGGUGUGGUUCCAGAACCGGCGGGCCAAGUGGCGCAAGAAGGAGCACACCAAGAAGGGCCCCGGCCGGCCCGCGCACAACGCGCACCCCCAGACCUGCAGCGGCCAGCCCAUCCCCGAGGAGGAGCUGCGCCGCAAGGAGCAGGACCGCCGCGAGAAGAAGAUCCGCAAGUCGCUGGAGCGCCAGCAGAAAAAGCUGGCCGCCAAGGGCAUCACGGUGGACAUGGAGACGCUGCGGAUGGAGUGGGAGGCGCAGCAGCGCGCCAAAAGCAGCAAGAACAACAACGGCAGUACGGCCAACAACAACAACAACAACAACAACAACAACCAAAGAACCGGAAGCAAGGAGCAGGGCGUGAGCUGGCACGUCCCCGCGUCGCAGCUUUCCUGCGACUGGUCCAGCGGCUGCAGCGAGAUGAGCUCUCGGAUGGGCGACGCCGGCGAGGGCUGCCCGCGGGACUCGUACCGCGAGAUCGACGUGGUGGGCGACGAAGCGGACGACGCCGAGGACGACGACGACCACCACCACCGCCUGCUGUCCCUGGACCACAACGAGGACGCGCCGCGCCCGCCGCGCAGCGAGGCCCUGGAGGCGGUCAACUACGUGAAGCGGGGCUCACCCCUUGGCCCCCGCAGCCCCUGCAGCGGAGUAAUUAUUCUAUUAAUGGUUUCCCAGACUGCGUGA